GACUGGCUGGGUUUCCUCCUGGCAGACUUCUCUUUAUGUAAGGGAACCCAGGAAGGCAGGCUGCUGGACACAGGAUUUCCAGGAGCAGGCUGGGAAUCAGUUAUUGGCCAGUUUAGCUGGACAUCAGGGGCUGGCACAUCAGGCUGCGCAGCGGACAGAGGCACAUCGGGCUGCGCAGCGGGCGGAGGCACAUCGGGCUGGGCAGCAGGCGGAGGCACGUCAGGCUGGGCAGCGGGCGGAGGCACGUCAGGCUGGGCAGCUGGCGGAGACACGUCAGGCCGGGCAGCGGACGGAGACACAUCAGGCCGGGCAGCGGGCGGAUGCACGUCAGGCUGGGAAGCGGGCAGAGGCACGUCAGGCUGGGCAGCGGGCAGAGGCACGUCAGGCUGGGCAGUGGGCAGAGCAACAACAGCGGGCACCGAGUCAUCGGGCAAGUCAGCGGGCACCGAGUUACCGGGCAAGUCAGCGGGCAUCGAGUCAUCUGGCACGACAGCGGGCACCAAGUCAUCUGGCACGACAGCGGGUGCAGGAAAGCUGUCAGAGAGUCUGAGCUCCUGAUACUACUCAGGGACCAAUAGCUCUGGCAGGUUCAGCACAGAGCAAAAGUGGUGCAGAUCCUCUGGAAAACAAAGAACCGCUGUCUUCCUUUGGUAGGCCACUGAGAGGCAGUUAUGUAAUCUGUUGCUCCCACAGGACAGCCCAGAGUAUUUCCAGGAC
Staurois parvus is the source of this 717-nucleotide messenger RNA. The record is from the annotation of a GenBank genome assembly. Lineage: Eukaryota; Metazoa; Chordata; Amphibia; Anura; Ranidae.